AUGAGCGACUUCGUAGGAGCUGGCACAUACCUGAUCGCUGGGGCGAAGUUUCCAAACAUGUUCAUCCUCCUGAACAAUGGGAACAAGCAAGACGGCACCAAGCUGUCGGCCUGGGACAAUUCCAAAAGCCCAAAUGCGCAUUGGCAGGUCGUCUAUGCCAACGUGGGCAAGACUGGCAAGGAGGAAUACCUGCUUCUCAACAGAGCCAGCGGAACGUACCUGACCGUGAGCGACAAAGGCAAAGAAGUGACCUGCACCACUCAGUCACCCCUCAACGACGUGACUCGCUGGAACAUCAUUCCUUUGCGCAAUGGCACAGGACGGUACUGGAUCGCACCCGUUAGCAACAAGACUCUAGGCUUGCACAUGGCCGGCGGGAAUGGCUCCAAGGGCUCCCAGAUCCACAUUUGGUCUGCGGCUGGAGAUUCCAAUGAGAUGUCGCAGUGGUACUUGUACGCUGUGGAAGGUGUCCCGCAAAAUUUCCCAGACACUGCGAAGGGCAGUCCACCAAAGUGA
Cercospora beticola is the source of this 516-nucleotide messenger RNA. RefSeq names its product RICIN domain-containing protein. The record is from RefSeq and is a predicted model, not a curated record. NCBI's taxonomy places the organism in Eukaryota, Fungi, Ascomycota, Dothideomycetes, Mycosphaerellales, Mycosphaerellaceae.